Coregonus sp. 'balchen' is the source of this 6167-nucleotide messenger RNA. The record is from the annotation of a GenBank genome assembly. Lineage: Eukaryota; Metazoa; Chordata; Actinopteri; Salmoniformes; Salmonidae.
AUGAACACUGUGCGUGUGCCUCAGGUGCAUGAGUGCUGCUCCUGCUCCGCCACUCCGCCUCUCCACCUCUCCACCUCUCCGCCUCUCCGCCUUGGUGGACUCCAGCUCUUCAAACAGUCCAAGGAUUAUUUCUACCUUCACUUAUCCCAGUGGAUGGCGAGUGGCUCUGAACUCUGUGAGAAAGUGGUUUUUCCUUUCUGCAGUGAGAAAAUGAUUGUCACUUGGCUGUGGGGUGUCCUGACCAGGCUCUGUGGGGGUGGCACUGCCAAGACAGGCGUGUGGAGACUGAGGGCCACAUGGGUCACUGAGUGUGUGUGUCUGUCCCUGGCAGGUGGUCUCAGACGCCCUCUGUGAGUGGUGGUGGGCACAGAGUGUCCUCAGGGAGGAUGUUCCUCUGGGCGGGAAGUAAAGGAGCUCAGGGAUCAGGAGGUGAGAGAAGGUACAGUACCCUUAAUAUUUUACACAACACAAAGGAUCAUGGGAAAGAUAACAGACAAAACUUAACUUGUGCGCUCAGCUUUCAGCAACAAUAAUUGUGUAUAAAAGGGAAAAGCUAGUCAGUUUGUAUUUGUAAAAACUCAUCCACCCCUGAAAGUGCUUUCUUCUGCAAAAGAUCUAAGGGAAAAUAACAACUAUUACCAUUUUAGCCUCCAGACAUCUCAUUAUCUAUAGGUCUACCAGUCAUCAGUAUUAUUAGCUAUGACAUUUAGACUGUUCACAUUAUUCGUGAGGGAAAAUGUAUCACAUGAUCAAAAUAAUUGAUUGAAAGCGUUACAUGUUCAUGCCUAAGAGAGGAGAGUUGAAUUCAUACUGACCCUUAAAAGGCUAUUGAUUAUGAAUUGAUUUGACUAAUGCCAUUUGAUCAAGCCAGAUGUCCUCAUGACGCAUUCCCGGUAAAUGUUAAAAGAGCUUUUAGGGGUGGAAUUACUUGUCACUGUGUGUUUACAGUUCUGUAAUCCCUAACUUGGUGUGUGUGUGUGUGUGUGUGUGUGUGUGUGUGUGUGUGUGUGUGUACGUGUGGGCCUGCGUGUGUGUGUUGUAAUGCAUGUAUCAGGACUAUUUAUCAGAAGGUCCGGGAGUAUGACGUGCUAGACAAAAGGAAGACAGUGACAGCGCUGAAGGCUGGGGAGGACAGAGCUAUUCUCCUCGGACUCAGCAUGAUCCUCUUCUCUGUGAUGAUGUACUUUGUGCUGGGCAUCACCAUGGUGCGCUCCUACUCAGACAGGUAAUGUGCUCUCACUCACCAAGUCACUCACAAUGUCCUGAUGUUUGUUUUUCCUUUUGUAUUGGCUGUUAGAUGCUCAUCAUGUGCCAUCAUGUGUAUUUUACUUUGGCUAUAAGGAUAAUGGCUCAUAUGCCAUCUGAACUGUUACUGAACCACACCCCUUAGCCAAACUGUGUUUCUGUCGGUCAGGCUGUGAUGUAAGGUGCAUGGGAAUCUUCAUAAUCCCCCUAUAUUAGCCCCUCCCCAGGAGCUAAUACUCAGGAGCUAAAACUAUGUGUUCCAAAUGCUGUCACCCAAGUCAUAGACUGUUCUCUCUGCUACCGCACGGCAAGCGGUACCGGAGCGCCAAGUCUAGGUCCAAAAGGAUUCUUAACAGCUUCUAUCCCCAAGCUAUAAGACUGCUGAACAAUUAAUCAAAUGGCCACCCGGACUAUUUACAUUGAUCCCCCCCCCCCCCCCCCUUUUGUUUUUACACUGCUGCUACUCACUGUUUAUUAGCUAUGCAUAGUCACUUUACCCCUACCCACACGUACAAAUUGACUCGGUACCGGUACCCCCCUGUAUAUAGCCUGGUUAUUGUUAUGUAAUUUUUUAAAAUUGUAUUUAGUAAAUAUUUUCUUAACUCUAUUUCUUGAGCUGCAUUGUUGGUUAAGGGCUUGUAAGUAAGCAUUUCACGGUAAGGUCUCAACCUGUUGUAUUCGGCGCAUGUGACAAAUAAAAUUUGAUUUGAUGUGAGCCAUGACCAGCCUUUCAAAGUAUUUCAUGGCUACAGAUGUAAGUGCUACGGGGGGAUAGUCAUUUAGAAAGGUUACCUUGGCAUUCUUGGGCACAGGGACUAUGGUGGUCUGCUUGAAACAUGUAGGUAUUACAGACUGGGUCAGGGAGAGGUUGAAAAUGUCAGUGAAGACACUUGCCAGCUGCUUAGCGCAUACUCUGACUAUGCGUCCUGGUAAUCAAUCUGUCCCUGCGACCUUGUGAAUGUUAACCACAUCGGUUACGGAGAGCGUGAUCACACAGUCCUCCGGAACAGCUGGUGCUAUCAUGCAUGGUUCAGUGUUGCUAGCCUCGACGCAAGCAUAGAAGGCAUUUAGCUCGUCUGGUAGGCUUGCGUAACUGGGCAGCUCGCGGCUAGGUUUCCCUUUGUAAUCCGUGAUAGUUUGCAAGCCCUGCCACAUCCGACGAUUGGCAGAGCCGUUGUAGUAGGAUUCAAUCUUAGUCCUGUACUGACGUUAUGCCCCUUUGAUGGUUUGUUGGAGAUUAGUGACCCGCUCCUUGAGAGCGGCAGCUCUAACCUUUAGCUCAGUGCGGAUGUUGCCUGUAAUCCAAGACUUCUGGUUGGGAUAUGUACGUACGGUCACUGUGGGGCGACUUCGUUGAUGCACUUAUUAAUGAAGCCGGUGACUGAUGUGGUAAACUCCUCAAUGCCAUCGGAUGAAACCUGGAAAAUAUUCCAGUCUGUGCUAGCGAAACAGUCCUGUAGCUUAGCAUCCACUUCAUCGGACCACUUCCGUAUUGAGCACGUCACGGGUACUUCUUGUUUGAGUUUUUGCUUGUAAGCAGGAAUCAGGAGGAUAGAGUUAUGGUCAGAUUUUCCAAAUGGAGGGGGCGAGGGAGAGCUUUGUAUGCGUCUCUGUGUGUGGAGUAAAGGUGAUCUAGAGUUUUUUCGCCUCAAGUUGCACAGGUGACAUGCUGGUAGAAAUGAGGUAAGUUUUCAGUUUUCCUACGUUAAAACCACCGGCCACUAGGACCGCCGCAUCUGGGUGAGCAUUUUCUUGUUUGCUUAUGGCCUUAUACAGCUCGUUGAGUGUGGUAGUGCCAGCUUCGGUUUGUGGUGGUAAGUAGACAACUACGAAAAAUAUAGAAGAAAACUGUCUUGGUAAAUAGUAUGGUUGAGUUUACCCCACGCUGCCGUUCUGUCCUGCCGAUGUUGAAAAAAACUCCCUGAUUUAUAUUUUCCAUGUUGUUGUUCAGCCACGACUCGGAGAAACAUAGGCUAGUUUCAUCACGUAUCCCGCACGCCAGCCUCUAUAAUACUGCCUCUUCCUUCUCUGAGUGUUGGGGAUUUGGGCCUGGUCCGGGAUGAGCAGUAUGUCAUUCGCCUAUGACUCAUUGAUGUAGUCUAGGUUAGUGAUCGCUGUUCUGAUGUCCAGAAGCUAUUAAUGGUCAUAGGAAAUGAUGGAGGAAACAUAAUGUACAAAAAAAGUUAAGAUCAGCGCAAAAAAACACAAAAUAGCACAAUUGGCAAGGAGCCUGUAAAACGGCUGCUAUUCCCCACAGCGCUUUCUAUUUGGAUUCAGUGCAAAAGGCUUUCAAUUUUAAAGGCAGUGCAACAUUUAUCCUACGAGAGAAAGUGAAAGCAAGUUAUUCAAAAUAGAUGACAGAGAUAUUCAAAAGGGACACACGCUGCUGGAUUACUAAAAUCAAUUUCCAAAUAUCCGUACAUACACUAUAAGGCAUGCUGGGCUAUUCAAAAGGUUAAGAGACUUUGGAAUUCAGCUAAUCACUAUAAUCUGCUAUUUGCUAGUGUUGUCAAUCUUUUCUCCCAUUUCUACUAUUCAACUGAUUCAGUCUGCUUCACAUCAUGCAGUCUCUUGCAAAUUCCUCCUUUUUCAUUUAAUUAAAUGUUAUUCAUUGUGUUGUUGGAUACAGUUGUUGUUGAUGUUGAACUAAUCUUGUGUGGCAUCCAAACACCAAUAUUUGGAAAGGCAUCUGGGUAGAGCUAUACGCAGGUCAGUAACUAUUUCAUUCUGCUCCCUGCCCCCACCCCUAACCCUAUGCCAUGUAGUGUGUGGACGGAGGAAUCCAGCUGCACUGUGCUCAACUCCACCAUCGUGGCGGAGAUUAACUGUACCUACAGCUGCGGCUCUGAGUGCUGGAAAAGCUCCAAGUACCCGUGCCUACAGGUGUUUGUCAGUCUCAACACAUCCGGGAAGGUUGUCAGACUCUCCCACAACGAGGAGGCACAGGAUACCAGCCCAGAGGUGAGAAAGAGGACAUGCUUAAACAUAACAUGUCUAAUAGUAAGCCUUUUUUUCACUGUCCUGCUUCAGCUACCGUAAUAUAUGCCUGGUUUUACUAAUUAUGUGGUAGCAAUGUGCAAUCAAAUGAUUCAACACAAACAGUAAGUACAUAAUCACUGCUAUAAAAUAUGUAUCUACCAUGUAAUUAGUGUAACAAUGAGAAAACAAUAUGGUUUAAUCCACCCUAAUUCACUAUAAAUAAAUAAAUAAAUAGUUUAUCACAAUGCACCCACAUGAAAAUAAUUAUAAUUAAGAUAAAUUAACGAUUAAUUGAUGACAAAUGAUUAGGCCUGUAUUUAAUUAUGAAUCUGCACAACAUUAACUUCAGACAACUCCUCCUCAACACAUUACUGGAGGAGAGGGGAAAUGGAGGAAAAAGCCUUGCAGCUGAAAACAAUUUCGAGAAGUAAAAUUUCAAGUCAACUCAUCCAAGACUCGUAAUAAAUCUGUCUUUGUUCUCUUAGUGCUUCUAUGUGCCCAAAUGUCGGAAGGACUACAACGCGAUGUACACCGUAAUCAUGAACAUCUCGGAGCGUCUGAAAACACAGCAGCUGGUGUUGUGUUACACGGACCCAGGUGAACAGCAGGACAGUGCUCUACUGACACGCAUCUAUGGCCGAGUGGCAGUGUUCCACUCACUCUUCUGGCCCACCUGCACCCUCAUUGGUGGAACCAUCAUCAUCGCCAUGGUGAAGCUCACCCAGUACCUGUCCAUCAUGUGUGAACAGGUGGGCAGGAUCAAAAGGUGAGCGACAGGGCACAUAGGACAGGGGCCAGACUACAGUAGCAGCACAUAGCACUGGUCUUCAUACGCUGCCUAGGAACCUUACGGAAGCUUUUUAUGUUCCAUUAGCACUGAAGAGACCUGAGUAAUAGAGUGACAGGGGAUCUGGGGGCUUAUAUUCAUCACAUGACUCCUCUGGUUCUUCUGAGGAAAGCAAUAGGACUGAUGUGUGCUCCCGGCAGUUGUGGCAUGGCAAGUGAAAGAUUUUGUCCUGGAAUCCCUUUUAUGCACCUCUGCAAGUGGUACAAUCUUACGAGGCGAUGGCUUUGAAGAAGUGGCCAACAAUGGACCUGAUCUGCCCUUGAACCCUAGUCAGCUUUGGUGAUCCAUUCACACUGUGACCAAAAGGCAGUGACGACAAGAGAGUUUGACCGAGACAACUGUGUCGAAGCCUUCCCCAAAAUACUGAUCCAAACUUGGCUCCUCGUGGUAAUGGUGUUGGGUGGAGGGUUACACAACUCCAGGCGGCUGGGACGAGUCCAGUCCCCUGAGCGAGGUGUUGACUAUCUAUGUUGUAUUCCUGGGUCUGUAGAGACCAUUCCAAGCUAAUAGUUCAGGAUAAACACUUUCUUGAAGCAUGGUGUAGCAGUAAUCACAUAUCACAAUAGUUGUUAGUCACUAGGACGCUUAGACCGUUAAGUACAAUGCAACUUCCCAGGGCAAGUGUUCAAUACAAAAUGCCUAAAUUUCUGGUCCCAACACUGUGGUAGAUUGCUAUGAGUUUCAGACAUGAAUUCUACAGGACUUUCUCUGAAAGGGGUAAACAUACUGUGAGGCCAACUACGUUUUCAGGGCCUGGAGCACAAAUUUAAUUGAGAAGAAGCACAAAUCCAUAAUGGAGGUCAGUCAUGGUGUGUUUUACCACAAAUAUUUACAGAAUUAUGAUUGAUUGAACACAUUCAGACCAAACUGGGUAAAAAUGCCAAUAUUUCAUUCUUGGCUCCAUGAUCACUAUUAUUAGUUUGUUAUUAUUUUGCUGUCACAAUCAUCUCAUGUUGUCAUCAGCAGUUUAUCCAUGUCUAUAAUGUGCUACACUAUUGACUGUUUGACUUGCUUUCUUAUCAAUUAAUGCAAACCAAUGUAAAUGCAAUUUUGUCUUGCAUUCAUAAAUUAAAAGGCAAACUCAGCAAUUACAGUA